Messenger RNA from Cloeon dipterum, 1719 nucleotides. RefSeq names its product pupal cuticle protein 36-like. The record is from RefSeq and is a predicted model, not a curated record. The coding region runs from base 115 to 1617 and encodes 500 amino acids. Lineage: Eukaryota; Metazoa; Arthropoda; Insecta; Ephemeroptera; Baetidae. The transcript has 4 exons.
CGAAAGUUCCCCUUUGCACCCGCCGCGAGUUAACCUUCUCUGGUCAGGGUCUAGGGGCGCAUAUAUAAAGGGGGGUCGCACUGUUGUGGCAUCAUCAGUCGCACUCCACCAGCCAUGAAGACCACGAGGACCACAGUUUUGCUUAUUGCACUGUGCGCGGUUGCCGCCGCCGUCGAAGAGCCCAAAAAGGACAAACGAGGAAUCGUGGCAAACAACUACGGUUCCAGCGCCUCGAUUUCCUCUGGACUUUCCUCCGGGCUCUCCGGCGCCAGUCAUGGUUCUUCUGGGCUUACGUCUGCCACUGUUGGAGGCCACUCGUCCAGCCUGGGAUCCAGCUACGGACUCGGCUCUAGCUACGGACUUGGAUCAAAUUAUGGACUUGGAUCAAGCUUCGGGCUUGGAUCAAGCCACGGACUUGGAUCGGGCUACGGACUCGGCUCUAGCUAUGGACUUGGAUCGGGCUACGGACUUGGCUCGUCUUAUGGACUUGGAUAUGGCUAUGGAGGCAACGGACUUGGCGGUCUUUCGGGACUCGGUGGAUUCUCUGGACUUUCUGGUCUCUCCUAUGGCGGACUUGGUCUUGGAAACGGAUUGGGAGGAUUUUCUGGUAAUGGCCUUGGCUCCGGUAUUGGCGUUGGUCGCGUUACUGUCAACACUGUGACCGUCCCUCGCGCCUACCCCGUGCCCCAGCCCUUCCCCGUGCAGGUCAACCAGCCCGUGCCCGUCUCCGUUCCUCAGCCGUACCCCGUCAACGUUCCUCGUCCCUACCCCGUCCACGUUCCUCAGGCUGUUCCCGUCACCGUCCCUAGGCCCUACCCCGUCGCCGUGCCCCGCCCUUACCCCGUCAAGGUUCCCGUUCCCCAGGCCGUGCAUGUGCCCAAGCCAGUGCCCGUCUCCGUGCCCCACCCCGUCCCCGUCGCCGUCCCCAGGCCCGUGCCCGUUCCCGUGCCUCAGCCCGUGGCCGUCCCCCAGCCCAUCGCCGUCUCCGUCGGUAGCGGAUCUUCCCUCGGCUCGUCCUUCGGUGGUUCCUCCCUGGGCGGUGGCUCCUACGGUGGAUCUUCCCUGAGCGGUGGCUCCUACGGUGGAUCUUCCCUGGGCGGUGGCUCCUACGGUGGAUCUUCCUUCGGCGGUUCCUCCCUGAGCGGUGGCUCCUACGGAGGUCUGUCCAGCAGCAAUGGCCUGGCCACCUCCUCCGGCAUCCCCACCACCGGCCUCCUGACCACUGACGGCUCUGGCUCGUACGGUUCGUCCUUCGGCUCAUCCUACGGCUCAUCCUUUGGAUCAUCCCUUGGAUCGUCCCUUGGCCACGGAUCUGGUCUGUCAACCUCCUACGGCACCCCUGCCCUGUCCUCCUCGUACGGAAGUCCAUCUUACUCCUCUUACGGAGGCUCGUCGCUCUCCUCCUCUUAUGGAUCUCCAUCCCUCUCCUCCUCCUACGGAUCCCCGUCCUACUCGUCCUACGGAUCAUCCCUGUCCAACUCGUACGGCUCUCCAUCUUUGACCACGUCCUACGGCACCCCUGCCCUCAGCGGACACGGCGGUUCCUCCCUGUCAUCGGGCAGCUACAGCUCAUCUGGAUCGUUGUCCAGCAGCUACGGCGCCCCCUCCAAAUACUAAGUCAGUUCGGCGCACAAUUUGCCGGCGUCAAAAUUUUUGUACCUAGGUGUAAAUUCUGCUGAGUGCAGUGAAUAAAAUAAUUUUUUAUAUUUAUAAAAUACA